Pocillopora meandrina is the source of this 10862-nucleotide messenger RNA. NCBI's taxonomy places the organism in Eukaryota, Metazoa, Cnidaria, Anthozoa, Scleractinia, Pocilloporidae. The record is from the annotation of a GenBank genome assembly.
AAGUAACUAGUUGUUGUGGUGGACACAAGACUCACACUAGUGAUACAGUCUGUUGCCGUUUCCAGUCAGCUCAGAUCGCAGUCACUUUUACUUCUGGUCUGUACAUUAAAACUUCUAAAUUUUCACCAACAGAUGGUUCAUUUAGUUUCCUUGGUUAAAAAUAUUCAAAGCAUGGCAUAUCCUGAAUAUAAUGUCUAAUUUUUGCAAAAAUUUGAAUUUAAGAUUCCUAGUUUUCAGCAAACUACAGUGAUUCAGACUUUCACCUUCAUUAUGCUUACACUUUGUGUUUUUGUUGUUUGGAGAAAAUCAGUGAGCCAAUGCUUUUUGCAUGAUUCUUUAUUUUUUAUUUCAACUGUACUAUCUAAAGGGUUUUCAUUGCAAAGGGUGAGGGUUUGGGACAAAUACACAUAAAUGAAAAAGGCAGUAAUUUUUGGCUGAUGACUGCAUGCAGGGCAACAUACUAUAACUUGAAGGACUGGCAUGCAAAGUAACUGUUUUUUAAAACAACAUUGUGUUUCACAAGAAAGAGUGUGUUAGUUUAUAGAUAUUUUUUUUGUAACAAGAGGUGAAUGACUAUUAUCAUGAUAUGCAAGUACUUUGCCUACCAUAUUCCCUCCCCUCCUCCUUGGCCCAGUAAUUUUCUCUUCUCAUCAUUAGUCUUCUUAGAGGGUAAAAUAGUUUUGCUGAUGAUCUUCAAGAAAAAUCAAUGUGACAGCCAUUCAUUAAAUUUGUGAUUGUUAGGUAACUACAUAGUCCUAAGGAGCUUUCUGAAGAGUCUCUCUCAGUGUAACUGAAGUGUCAACUUGCAAGGGUGUUUAGUCGGUUUGUUCCCAGAAGUAAAUUGAAGUCAACUGUCUGAUCCUGACCAUGUUUAUAUUAUUAGUUUAUCAUUUCCAGCUUAAAAUUUUGAUUUUCUGCCACCACAGUGACUACUUAUCUUGCAAUAUAAAAUGGAUCUGCUUUCAGCAAUUAACUUGAAAAUGUAAAUUACAAGUUUGUGGAUUUGACAUUUGGUUAAGAUAAACAGUGAACAAGCUUCAAAGCUAGUUGGUUCAGAGUAGCAUCUUGGUUAGGCAUGGGUUGUAGAGAGACCCCAGAAAAUGCGUAACUGCAACUGGAAAGGAUAACUUUUUAGUUGCACUAGUUUAACAAUCAGCCUUUGGACACUUUGAGAACUGAAGUAGACCAGAAACUAGAAUGUAUGGUUACUGCUUGGAAGGAAAGAGUUUCCAUAGUUUGCCAAGAACAAAAUCAUCAAAUUGUGAGGCACCUUACAAAUUGACAACUAUCCAUAUGGAAAGCACAAAGAUGUAAGAAGUCCUCAAGUGUUUUCCAAGGUGAUCAUGUUUCUAAUUAUCAAGUUAUCUGACAAGUGUUGACAGUCACUGCUGUGAUUUCUUUAGUUGAGCUAAAUUUUUCCAAAAUCUGCCAGCCUCACCCAGGUACUAAAGUGCAUUUGAUGUUUUUAUUAAUUGGAAAUUUUCUUCAAAAGUUAGUGUUGCACUUGUAAAUGUCCCCUGAUGAAAUAUUUUAACCCCAAAGUGAACACAUUUUGGAAAACUUUUCUCAAGUGCAACCCCUGCCUGAAAAAAAUUAGUAAUUAAGCAUUCUCCUAGGAUACCAGGGAAUUAAAAAGGGGAAAAGAUUCCUUACACCCACGUGACAUAUACGCAAGGCUGUGUAAAGUUUUGUAUAUAAGCACAACUUGAGCAGCUGCAAAGAUUAACCACCUUUAUUUUCAAAACAAUUAUGAAUAAAAAAUUAUAACCCACUGAAAAUACAUAGUUUUUAGCUAAAUUCUAAAUAAGCAAAAUGUCUGUUGGUGAUUUAGAAGUUAAACAGCUAUUGAUACUGUUGAUAGCUGCAAAGAUUAACCACCUUUAUUUUCAAAACAAUUAUGAAUAAAAAAUUAUAACCCACUGAAAAUACAUAGUUUUUAGCUAAAUUCUAAAUAAGCAAAAUGUCUGUUGGUGAUUUAGAAGUUAAACAGCUAUUGAUACUGUUGAUAGCUGCAAAGAUUAACCACCUUUAUUUUCAAAACAAUUAUGAAUAAAAAAUUAUAACCCACUGAAAAUACAUAGUUUUCAGCUAAAUUCUAAAUAAGCAAAAUGUCUCUUGGUGAUUUAGAAGUUAAACAGCUAUUGAUACUGUAGAACUUUUUAAAAGAAUCAAUUCAAUAACUACUGUUUAACUCAUAAAACCAAUAUUGAUAUACAAACAAUGGCACUAGACAUCAUGACACCCAACCAAGCUACAAACUAAUUACCAUGAUUGUUUACAUUUUUAAAAUUUCUAUCGGGAUGAUCGGCUUGUCUCUUGUAACUGCAACAAUACUAGAAAUAUUUGGUUUUUUUUUUUUAGUUUGAUGGUGAAAAAUUGCCUUCUGGUAACUACCAUAAUACUACUAGAUUUAACUGUAACAUGUCAAUAUAAAAAAGUUAUUGGGCACUUUAUAUUAAGUUCUCAAUUAAAUAAACAUUGUUUGUAAUAAGGUUAAAUAAUCAUGAACAGUUUAAGUACGCAAAUCAUUGUAGCAUGUGUUUUAAAACUUCAUUUCAUACAUGGCAAGUGUGAAAUUGAUAACCAAUCAAAACCGCAAUCAACACAAACUGAAAGCACGAGGUUUCAACAUGUCGACUUCAGUUCAUCUGAUUCACAUUUUUAUUUAUUUAAUAUUGUGAGCUACCAGGAAUCUUAAAGUUAAUUUAAUAGUUGCAUGCUUAUACAAUUUGCAGUGUAAAUAACUGACUCUUUCUCAUUUAACAAUUUAAAAAUGUAUCAUUACGAUAGCUGUAAUAGACUUAUUUCAUACCAAGGAUUUUUUCCUCAUUACACCUUUGCUAGCAAGAUUGUUGUUCUAACAAUGGCUUCUGUGACCUGGUAUGGAUCACAGUUUGAUGAAGGUCUCCUGUCUUCAAGAUAGCCUUUACCAUCUUCAGCACACUGGCGAGGGAUACGCACACUAGCACCUCGAUUAGCCACUCCAUGAGAGAAGUUCUCAAUUGAUGAUGUCUCGUGCAGCCCAGUCAAACGUCUUUUGUUAUCUUCACCUUCAUUGGGGUCAUACAUCCGAAUGUGGUAAUCAUGUCUGCUUGAUAGCUUUUCAAUGGCCUCAUAGAUGUACUUUAUUCCUCCUUCUUCUCUCAUUGGCUUGGUACUAAAAAGCAGUUCAUGGAAAAAAUAAGAUUUACCUCAGACAGGUGCCUCACUAAUGAUUCCAUUUUUUCAUUACCGGUAACUAGAGUUUCAUUGUCAUUCAUAUGUCUUCACUAGCUGCUGAUUAAGUUUAUAAUCAAUUUCAAGAUUGCUGUGCUCUGUUUUAAGUGCAUUCAUGGACACGCCCCCAAUUAUUUAAAAAGCAUGGUCGUCAUCAAGGAGACUUUGACAGACAACCUCUGCUCAAGUACCAGUAUCCAGUUGGAAGACCAUUUGUGAUGAUUGAAAAAAACACUUGGCAAUCAAGCCUUCUCCAAGAUUUGGUACAGUCUCCCGCAAUCAUUAAAGUCAUUGCAAAAUUUCAACACCUUUAAGAAAUUGCUUAAAACUCACUAUUGUAGGGAAGCAUUUACUUUAUAAUUUCUUUUAAGUGUUUCAUAUCGUAUACAUCUUUGCGUUUUAUUGUAAAUUUAAAAUUUUAAAUAGGUAACAUAGUAAUUUGUAGUCAAUUUUAACAUGUAGAGUGCAUUUGUUCAUAUCCUCCAGUAUGUUAAUUUGCACUGUAUAAACAUUCAAUAGAUUACUACUAUUAUUUGUAUACUGUCCUUGCCUUUUACCAAAGGAAGAAUUGUGGGGUUCAUCCUCAGUGAAACUUUGGCUCAGUCACUGUUGUAACUGCAACGUUGUUGUAACUGUUACUGUUACAGUAUUAAGAAGCAGUACAAGUUGUAGCAGUGAAGAAAAUUUUCACUGUUAUGCUUAAAACAGCUUUUAUUGCUUGAAUCAUUUUCUGUUAAGUCUUUUACCUGUAGUUUGUGUGAGCUCCUGCCCCAUUCCAGUCCCCUGGUACAGGUUUGGGGUCAAAACUGACUGUGAUUCCAAAAUCUUCUGCAACACGAUGUAACAGAAAUCGUGACAUCCAAAGGUGGUCACCCAUUUGAAUUCCUUCACAUGGACCCACCUGGUAUUCCCACUAUAAGGCAAGCAACAAUGUGACAUUAUAAACACUCAAUUUUGAAGACCAAUUUCCUCACCCACAGUACAUGUAACGGGGUGUGUUAAAUAUAUUUUCAUGAGGAAUUAUGUUGCUCCAUUCAUGGCGUAUUACUUGGUCAUUUAUUUAUUUACUUUCACCGUUACUGUAAAAUAUUUUAAGCAAUGAGAAUUACAUGUUUUCUCACCUGUGCGGGCAUGACUUCAGCAUUAGUUCCAGCAAUCUUUACACCAGCAUACAGACAAGCUCGGUAGUGAGCUUCCACAACAUCUCGGCCAAAAACCUUUCCUGUACCAACAGCACAAUAAUAGGGUCCCUGUGGUCCUGGAAAACCUCCCUUUGGCCAGCCUAAAGGGUGGCCGUCCGUGUCUAACAGUGUGUAUUCUUGUUCAAUACCAAACCACGGAGCGGCUUUCUAUGAAACAAAGAAAGAAAACGUAGAUUUUACGUUAGAACAAUCGUCAACUCACGAGGUCGUGUGUUUGGAGUGCCUCCUUCACGCAGAUUGGACAGAGUCAGGCAGAGGUGAAAAGAUUACGGUGUAGUUUGUUCUACGCUAUUCUAGGUUACUAGGGCAUUGGAAAUUCGAGACAGGAUUUAUGAAAUGAAAAUGCGAGUUGUUCUCAUUAUCUCGGCCCUUCUCGACACUCUCCAACCGAAACUUGUUUUAUUUCGAGUGUGCUGUAAAUCUCAAUAAUGGGGUCAGCUAUAUUUCAUUUCCUUUUAUAUUUAGAUUUUAAAGUGUUUCCUUGACACCAAAAUUUUUCCUUUUUUAAUUUUUCGUAAUUCUUACAGAUUCAUCCGAUAACUGAAGGCUUUUGAAGAUACAUUUUCCUUACCUUUGCAAGGUCGACAUUCAUAGCAUCAAAGCAGCUUUUUCUCGUAUUUGUUGUGGUUGGCUUGUGGUCAAAUCGAUACGUGUCACACAGAACUAACUUGUUCUUUCCCCUUCUGAACGGAUCUCUAAAUAAAGCUACAGGAUGGAGAUACACAUCACUGUUUGAACCUUCCGCCUGGUUUGUACUGGAGCCAUCGAAAUUCCAAAUGGGAAGAUCUUCUGGUUUAGUUGGUUCCUCGCUCACAGUUCUCGUUUUGCAGCGGAGAUGCUCGCCGGUUCCGUCUACCCAGAUGUACAUGGCUUGAAUGCUGUCACCUUGAUCAAGAGACAUGUACUUGGCGAGCGCAGGGUUAUUACUUCUCUCAUCCAUCGUGUUACUCUUAGAAAAAAGCAUCUUGGUGGCGCAGACAGUUGUCUUCAGUGGUAGGCACCCUACGGCAGUAGACGCCGGUUGCGAGGUGCGUUCAUUCAGUUUAUACUUGAGACCCGGGAAUUUAGUAGGCCAAUCACAGUUAGUUAUCAAAACACUCGUGAUCGAACGCGUGUUUACCUUGACGUCAAAAGGCCUUUCGAUUGAGGAACACGUGAUUCCCAUGCGACCAGUAACUUCACUACAAUCACGUUCCAGGGAGCGUGUCUGAUCCAAACAACCAGAAAUGUUUUGUUCGGACCUGCAAGGCUUGUUAUUCAACAAACAUGCUACUAGCGAAGUGUCCCGGCCAUAUUUGUUUUUCAAGUGGACGGUCACAGUUUGGAGAAUCGCUUGACGUUGACAGCUGCUGUUUUUCCUUCUGAUCUACUGACAAUGCCGUUUGCGUUUAAAAUUUGAAUGAUUCCACGUAUAUCGUCGAAACCAUUCGUCCAAUUUUCACACAUGGUAUUAAAAUUAACGUACACAGCAUUUUUCAUAAAUCAGCCGGUAGAAAGAGACAAAAACUGUCAUCAUCAAUCUUGUCCCAAUAAAAAUAACUGAAUCAAGGAUAUGAGAGGCCAUCGUCGCUCCUGCAGGGGAGCAUAGGGCAUUAACCAUUGGCCUUCCCACUGGACUCUAAUUUUGGCAGCUCUCUUUCCCUUUUUCCACUUGAUGUUCCUCUUAGAGAGCUUCUAUUGACCUUUUCGAAGGCAGGAUGGGUAAUACUUUAUUACCAGGCUUCCUGAGUAAAUGCCCAGCCCAACCACUUCUGCUAUGCAAACUUGACUGGCAUGAUUCGUGAAGUCUUCCUUACUUACUAACAAACCCGUUGACAUAGAGCUUUACCGGCCAUAAGCCGGUAAGCUCAAAAACUGCAAAGGCAACCUGAUGACACCUGUUGCUCCUGGAAUUAUUUUAAACUCAUUCAAGUAAUCCCUCGAGAACCAUUAAGACUUACUGGAAUAACUUGCCAAAAUAAUUGCUGCUCUAGGAAUUUUUCCCCUUCAAAGUCCCUUCUGGGAUACAAAACAAAGUAGUUUGGAAUUCUUCAACUAAUGUGAAUUUGUACGCACCUAAACUCUUUUCUCAUCGCCAGCACUCACUUUCACAUCGAAAUUUCUAGUUUAUGUAAGAAAAAAGGUGAAUUUAAAUUGCUGGUUUUAAAGGUUUCGAGUGGAUCGUUUUCAACCAUUUCAAUACAAAAAUGCUCCCAGUAUGUAGUAGAAAGAUGAGCUUCCCUCGUCUAUAUUUCAGCAUUAAAUUUUAGACAAAACAGUACCGUUUGAAGGAAAAAUGAUUUUCCAAGACAAAAACCAUGGGAUCGUGAAAUAUUAACCCAGAUUAAUUGAGCGAAUAAGAAAAAAAAGACAAUAGAAUGUAACCUAAUCUCUUAGCAAAAACACAAAAUAUAAUUGUGAAGGCAGUUGUCAACAAAAUUAUUCAAUAAUAUAGAGAUUAAGAAUGCUGAAUUUAGAAAAACUAUGCUUGACACAAAUUCUUUUGGAAAUAUACUGUCAGCCAACAAGGACCAGGAUACCGUAUAAAAAACACAGUUUAUAAUCUCUUGUGAAUAAGUCUAUAGUGGCUGAGCUGAUCAACCAUAAAGGAAGUGGGGAGUCAAACGAAGAAAAUAUUUUGGCUCUUUUCCGUCUCUAAGUAUGAAUUUCUGUAUCGUAAUGCGUCAGUUCUGUUUCCAUUUUCACAAGUAGUUUUAAUUGUUACCGCACAAAUUUCUCUGAUCAUUGUUCCUUGAAACUUAGCUUAUGUUGAAACACAAUAGUAAACAGGUAUAAGGGAGAUAAAGGAGAAGUUAUCUAACAGAAUGUAAAAAAAAUAUAUGAUUGUAACUGAAGAAUGAAAUAGCAAUAAUAUGUUAAUAAUAAGAAAGUAAUGAUUAGAAUAUAAUAGCAAUGACAAUUCACCUGUUGAUCUGCAGUCCGCUUAACGACUGGUGACUAAAAGGAGGAGAGAGGUUGGGCGAUAGCUGAGCGAUGAUUGGACAGUGCGGUCUUCUGGGAACCUUUCUUUUCUUGUGUUUACAGCUAUGGUAAAUAUUGGAUGCGAUUUUCAAGAGAUUACUUUUUUCCCUCAUUAACGUUGUUUGCUUCAGGAUAUCCUUUCCGGACAACGUUUUAUCAGGUUUAUUCUCGCCAGUAAUUUCUCGUUAAAAAAAAACAACUAUUUUCUAUUGGAUACAAAAGAGUCGUCCAGUACGCAAUAAUUUAUCGUUUUCGAUUUCAGCUCUGAGCUUAAACAAAGAUCAAAUAUAUACCCCAUUUUACGAGUAGCACUUAAUUCAUGAAUUCGUCAGAAAGACUGCUGAUGCUUUUCUUUCAGUUCCUUGAUAUUUUGCAAUCAACACCAAGAGGCAAACCAUAUACCACCAUGAUGCUAGCACCAGCACUACAACCACCGUUUGAACGGAUGCUAAAAAAAUGAGAGCUUUGUAGAAUUAUGAAAGACGAUAGGCAGUGUCUCCCUUACUCCCAAGUUAAGGAAUUUUUUUUCCUUUUUAUUCUCAAAACACUUAAAAUUACACCCUAAACAAAAUGUUCUAGUUGCAAAAUAUUUGUAACUGUGAAUGUCCACCAGAAACUCAAAGCGAACAACCAGGCUUCCAACUUUGUCCCAACAAGACAAAAGAAUGGUGAGUCAUUAAAAUUCAACUUCACGUGAAAGUGUCAAUAAUUAAAAGCCCGCACACAAUAUAAAAGUAACCAUGAUGAUCCUUUGUGAUCAGCCGCCUUGACCGAGGAAUACGAGCUUGGUACGUAUGUUGCCAAGAAAGACUCUCUAACCACUAAGUGCAUUUCCAAUCCGCUAAAUCAUUUGCGUUGUUCUUUGCAGGAACCAUGGACGGCAGAUUAACUUUCUGUGUUGUUUUUACGUCUAUAAUUCUCCUCGUCAAAUCAUGGCCGACAGAAAUACGAGUUGCUGCAAAGCAAGAAUCAGGUCAGUUGGAUGUUGUUUUCUUUUGUUACCUUACUCCAUUGGACUGGAUCAAAAUCGUGGUAAUCAUAAACGACUUCAAGACUGCCCUUUUUUUCCAGUUGAUUUGUAAGAAAAAAAAGGUUCUGCUAAAACUGAACUAAAUGUUAUUUUACCUUAACCAGAACUAUUCCUUUAUCUCAAAUAUAUCUAAGAGUAUUCCCUGUUCCAUUGUUUCCAUAAGGCAAGUUAGAGUAAUUUCCUCCAUCGUCCCUGCUCCACUGAACUUUGAUAUCGCAUGUUAUUUGAAAUAAACCUCCAGGGAAAAUGGAAAAUUUCCAUUGAAAAUUAAUUUUCUUAUGCUGAAAAUUAGAAAAAAGUUGACCGAAAUGGAUAAGUAUAAAGUAUUCAGUCAUAUAAACAUAUGUUGGCCGUUUAUGCGGGCGAGGCUUGAAAAUGACUGUGAAAUGACUGUGAAAUACUUUUUGAACGAUUUUUGUAUGCUAGUAUCCACUAUACGGCUGCGAAUAUAAAAAAAAUCAUCUAUGUGAACUGCGGAUUAAUAAAUGGAUAUGAGAGUGAUAUUCUCUUUUAUGUAACUAUUCCUCCUCAUUUUUGGAGAUAUGGGUAACACGCAGCAAGGAAUUCUUCACGAUCAAUCCAUAACAGAGUAAGCUUGGAGUAACUGACAAAAUCGGGUGCGAAAAGAAAAUCGUUAUGAGUUGAUGACGAAGCUUCAAAUUAUGGCAAACGAUUAAAGUAACAAAGUUUACGCUGCCUUCCCUUAGUUAGUUGCUCCCAAAAGAGGGAACAGUUCGCUAUUGUGUGAGGGACUUCAUUAACGCGUGUGGGCUGGUGCCGGACCGCACCACACGUGUCGUGAAUAUUCAAUAACGAACCUGAUAAAAUUUCAUUGUUCCCGUUGGUAGUGUCGUCCACAAGCACCUGCAAUUUAGCCCCUGUUAGAAAACUGAGAUUAAGAAAUAUUAAAACGGGUUUUGAAUCUAGUAAGAAUAUUGCAGAUUCGUUUACCUGUUGACUUGUAGCAUUGGUAAACUGAUGAACUAAAGACAUCUGCGUCGGUCGCGAAAUUCAGGUUGCUCGGCGGCUUUCAUUGCUACAACAGCAAAACAUUACUUAUACGAGCUGCGUUUCGCUAAGUGGCUGACUGACCUAUACCUGUCUAAAGAAAGAUGUUUAUGGCUUUGUCACGAGCGUAAUAAGUUGAACUGAGACCUUCGGAUUCCGCGACGUGAUGCUCCACCACCGAUCUAAAGCUUGGUCAUGACUUGACUCGUGUUUGACAAGAGUCCUGCAUACUGCUGGGAUCUGCAAUGUAGUUACACCUGCCUACUUGUCGUAAUUUAAUAAAGCGAGUUUCCUUUUCUAAUUUCCGCAGAUAUAAAGAUGAUAAAUGCAGACAACUAUGUAAGGGGUAUGGUUAAAAAAAAGGGAAUGACAUAGUUGAUCAACCAUCUAUUCAUCGAGGGAAGCUAGCGUUAGUUCACUGCUUUACACUUUUCUGUCACUUGUCGUCAAGUGAGUUGUAGCUGUUCAAGACUGCACUCGCCUGCUGACCAUAACACAGCAAAAUCUUAAUCAAUCGUAAUCAGUUUCUCCUCAUAAAAACUGCAAUGAAAAGUAUAGAAAUCAGACGCAUUUAAAAUGUAAAUUAUACUCGAGUGGAACGCUCAUUUAUGGCUAGUUAUAUGAAAAAAUUUUUGGAGAAAUAAAAGCUUGACAACAAUUCUUGCUGAGAAAUAUUAUUGGAGCACUAAUGGCGUUGCUUCUUCCAUAAUACCAAUCCGUGUUUCGAUGAAUUCGAUAUUUUAUUAUCUGAAAUGAUUACUUUAAUUCAAUUCUUUACAUGCGCGUUCUUGGGCCUUUGGCGUGACUUAAGUGAUUUACAAGAUAAUUUUUCUUCACUGAAUGAAGUCUUUUUUCUGUUUAUUUCAUUCUAACGGCUAGGUGGAAAAAGACAGAUGUGGUAUCCUCCUCCACCACCACCCCCACCUCCACCACCACCACCACCUCCUGGCCCCCCAGGUUCAGAUGGACCCAUGGGACCCCCGGGACCUCAAGGACCAGACGGACCAAAAGGGCCUCCAGGGCCCCCAGGGCUACCAGGACCACCGGGAAUACCAGGAUAUCCCGGAAAUCCCGCGGGACCCCCAGGCAGACCAGGGCCUCCUGGACCUCCCGGACCAGCCGGUGGCCAAGGACCCCCUGGAGACAUGGGAGCAGUUGGCGCUCCUGGUGGAGCAGGCGGAGCUGGACAGCACUUGGGAAAACGAAAGAGAGAAUUAACUGAGUGGGGAGAAAUCACGAGACUAUGAGGGACUUCAAAACUGAAGAACAUUGCUGACUUAUCUCAAGAAUUUUAGGCUGGCUUUGACACUGCACCAGGGAUUUCGGAUAAUUUUUUUGUAUGUAAGUCGACACAUUUUGUACUUCCAGGUUCGAAUCAUAUUUACAUGGUUCGGGCGUUUAUGUUUUGAAAUUAUUUCAAGUUAGAUAAGAAAAAGAUUUUGUAA